AUGGUUGGAACCAAUUCAUUUCUUUCUUCUAUUUCUAUUAUUCCUGAAUGUCUCUUUCAAAACUCAACGUAUGGAAUAAUUAUGGCAAUUUUUGAUGAUCAGACAAAGAAUAAAUACCAAAGAUGGAUUUAUAAUCCACUCCAAUACUCUAUUAAUUACUCCUUAUUAUCUGUAUUGAAUCAUUACAUGGUAAAUUCUUUAAACACAUUAUUUAUUAAGAAAACAAAGAAAAAUAAAAUUGGAAUUGAAAUCAUAUCAUCUGUAUCAUCAUCAAUCAUACCUUAUUGGAAUCAAUCAACGACAAUGAUUGGAUGGAAUUGUUUUCUUCAAGUUGGUUCUAAUAUGCUAAUAACAUUCAUAAAUUCAUUUCUUGAUUAA
Molecule: messenger RNA, 378 nt
Organism: Entamoeba nuttalli P19
Lineage: Eukaryota; Evosea; Mastigamoebida; Endamoebidae
Exons: 1
Coding region: 1-378 (125 amino acids)
Source: RefSeq, a predicted model, not a curated record